Messenger RNA from Clupea harengus (Atlantic herring), 5371 nucleotides. RefSeq names its product NXPE family member 3-like. NCBI's taxonomy places the organism in Eukaryota, Metazoa, Chordata, Actinopteri, Clupeiformes, Clupeidae. The record is from RefSeq and is a predicted model, not a curated record.
GCACAGUUUUUGUUGACCGCUCAAUAUGCUGAGUAUUGGAACUUUGGAUUUUAUGGACUAUUGGAACUUUGGAUUUUAUGGACUAACUAAAACGCUUAUUGGAUGAAUUGCAUGUAUAUUUAUUAUCGCCACCUUGCACAGAAGCACUUGCACUUUUCUAUCUGCUGUCCUGUUCAAGAAGGAUGUUUAUCUGCCCAUAAAAAUAAACAAAAGAAAUCGUAACCUCCAGAGCGGACAUUGAAAUUGUUGGUAGCGCGUCACUCAAGUGAAUCUCCCUUACUUAGCCUCUCGGCGACAUUCAGUUGUCGCCGCAAUAUUGUCAACAAAAAAGUGGAUCCGCGUUGGCCUAGUAAAUGCCAGACAUGAUGUGGAUAUGACUGAACGAAGACACUUGGAAUCAUCUCGGACUGAUCGUGAAAGCCAGAAGACUUCGCCAAGCGAACUCCAGACCGCUCUACCAUCAAAGCUCCGGUCCAAGCCCUCAGGAUGGACAACAUAACUAUUUUGCCUGCAGUGAAAGAGCUGUCUUUGGUUCGCAGAACAUUCUGAACAGCCGUAUAAUAAACUGAUUUAGCCGCACAAGAUGGGGAGAAACCUGUCCAAAUAUGCCCUCAUCUUCCUCGUCCUUGCGCUGUCAGGAGUCCUCUUCUUCUUGCGGAACAUUCACACUCUGGAGAGAUGGAACUGCCAGUCGGUGUCCUCUCUCUACCAGCUCCAGAGCAGCAUCAGUUCCGUCUUCAAGCCCUCUGGACCCUUCCUGGCUCUGGACCAGAAUCGCAGCUACUGUCCCAACCUGGGCCAGGAGGUGUCCGGAGAGGAGGCCCAUGAGGAGCGCUACCUCCUGGAGUCCAUUUCUUGGCCUGAGCCCCCUGCGCUGGGGGUGCCGGUCCGCCAGAGCAGCGACCCGGCUCGCAGUUAUUUUGUGAUCAAGCCGCCCACCAACAUCUCGGGCCAAGCCACGUGGCGGGUGGGCGGCAAGCUGGAAGUGCUGGUCCACAUACAGAACUUCCUGGGCCAGCCCAAGAGGUAUGGCGGGGACUUCCUGCUGGCCCGGAUUCGUUCCCCAGAGAUUGGUGCCGGUGCAUCGGGCCGGGUCGUGGACCGGCAGGAUGGCCUGUACGCGGUGGAGCUCCCUCUGCUGUGGGCGGGGGCCGCGCAGGUGGAGGUGACGCUGGUGCACUCAAGCGAGGCGGUGGCCGUGCUGCGGCGCUUGAGGGAGGAACCGGACCGCGUCCUCUUCAAAAGCCUUUUCCGCUCCGGCCUCCUGUCCGAGACCACCGUCUGCAACCUGUGCCUGCCCACCGGACCCCGUCAGCCGGCGCUGUGCAACUACACAGAUCCGCACACAGGUGAGCCUUGGUACUGCUACAAACCCAGGAUGCUGGACUGCGACACUCGCAUUAACCAUGCCAAAGGGGACUACAAGAAACACCUGCUCACCCCCACAGAGUCAAUGCUGUUCUUGAGCUCUACCAUCAAAGCUCCGGUCCAAGCCCUCGGAAUGUACAACAUAACUAUUUUGCCCGCAGUGAAAGAGCUGUCUUUGGUUCGCAGAGACCGGGCAAAGUUCCUGCCGUCUGGGUAUUACUACCAGGGUUCUUGGAGACCUUUAGCUGGAAUCCCAAUACAACAGUUCAAUGACUCCUCCACCAUUACUCAGUGUCUUCAAGGGAAACUGUUUUACAUGUAUGGAGACUCUACGGUUCGACAGUGGUUUGAGUACCUCAACGCCUUUGUUCCAGAACUGAAGGAGAUCAACCUCCACAGCCCAAAGAACGUGGGGCCCUUCCUGGCUGUAGAUAUCGUCCACAACAUCCUGCUGAAGUACCGCUGCCACGGCCCGCCCAUCAGCUGGACCACCGUCUCCACCAGCGAGCUACGCUACGUAGCUAACGAACUUGACGGCCUGCCAGGCGGCCAUGACACCAUUGUGGCUCUGAGCAUCUGGGCGCACUUCACCACAUUCCCCGUACAGGUAUACAUGCGGCGACUGCGUCAUAUCCGCCGCGCCUUAGCCCGCCUUUUGGACCGGGCGCCAGGCACGCUGGUGGUUGUGCGUACGGCUAACCCGCGGGAGCAGGGCCCGGAGGUCAGCCUAUACUACAGCGACUGGUUCUCCGUGCAGCUAGACUCUGUACUGAGGGCCAUGUUCCGCAGCCUGCAGGGGGUGGUGCUGCUGGACGCGUGGGACAUGACUCUGGCGCACCCAACCCAGCCCCACCUUGUGCACCCUGCCCGAAACAUUGUGAAGAACAUGAUCGAUCUCAUCCUGUCCCACAUUUGUCCAGCCAAACAGGAGAAGAAGAAGAGCUAGCCAGCAGAGGGAGGGGUGGGGGGUAGAGGACAGACGGAGAGAAAAGAGUUGAAGUGACAUUUUGGCAUGAGAAUACUACGGAGCCCUUAAAAGCAUAAAAGGUCACAAUCUUGAUUCUUUGAUCAGAAAUAAAAACAUCGGGUUCAGUGUGAGACUUGCUGGUUUUAGAAAAUAACAUAGCAACGGUUUUGGAAGUGUUAAGCUGAAGACAACAUUUGUUUAACCAGUCAGACACAUCAACCAUGAUCUUUGUAAGCUUAUCAGCGACUUCUACGAUAUUCUUACCCCACCCAAAGAUCACAGUGUCGUCUGCGUACAUCAGAACCUCACAGUCUUGGCAUACAGAUGGUAAAUCGUUAAUAUAAAGACUUAAAAGAAGUGUACCCAGGAUUGAACCUUGGGGAACACCUGUGGACAGAUUUUUGAAGUCAGAUAAUACAUUGUUUAUUUUAACACACUGAGUUCGCGUUGAUAAGUAUGAUUUGAACUAGUUGGAUGCAGAAGAAGAAAAGUUAAACUGAUCAAACUUAGAGUGAAGUAUGUUGUGGUUGACCGUGUCAAACGCUUUCCGGAGAUCUAGAAAUACUGCACCCACAACUCCUCCUCUAACCUUAAGGGACAUGACCCUUUCAAUAAAAUAGACCGUUGCAGUCUCGGUGGAGUGAUUUGAUCUAAAACCAUGCUGCAUGGGGUGUUAAAGCUGAUUAGAGUUAAGAGGAUAAAUUAGUUGCUCUACUGCUAAUUUUUCCAAAACUUUGGACAUUAUGGGAAGUAUACUAAUAGGUAUGUAAUUGGCUGCUGAGUGAUGUAGGUGAAACCGGGGUUGUUACAUUAGUUUAAUUAAAUCAGUCUCAUAAAAUGUAAUAAUCAUUAACUUUAGUAUUUAAUAUUUAUAAUUAAGUUACUAAAAUAAUGGGAAGCUCUAGUUGUACCACUAUGCUACAGUCUAAGUAUGGUAUCACAAUACUAAAGUACUAUAAUUUCAUUACAAAGUAUAUAACACUUCAUGAAACAACUAGAGAAGUGAAGGCAAUUGGAGUACUUGAUUGGUGGAAAAUGGCUUUCAGUGGAAUAUUGGGACAAUAACAGGGAAGACAAUGGUUUAAGUCUAAAAUAAACAAUUUAUUAAAAAUAACAAACAGUAAUUAAUGGCUAAUAUUAAAUCAGGUAUAAUCACAUAAACACUGGAGUAAAACAAUUGAACAAGGCACAAAGUGGAAUUGGGGAAUGAGGUAGUCUGUUUUAGGAAUGCAGAGGAGGAUGCGUUAGCUUCCUCGUCUCUGUCUGUGUGUGUGUGUGUGUGUGAGCGGGUGCGUGCGUGUGUGAGCGGGUGCCUGUGUGGGUAUGCGCAGUUGCGAGUAAACGCGGUCACGCGCUCAAUGGAGAUGGGGGAAGUGAGAGGGAGGCUAUGCGCAAGCGCAAGUAAAGAUACGUCAGGCCCCAACUAGAUGGAGAAUGGUCACCGGAUGCUGCUGCGGUUCCGAGAUAUGAACUCUAGCAUAUGUUUCUUAGGCGCCAAUUUAGUUGGGGGGAGGUGCGCAGAGUAAAGAAUGCCUGAACAAAGGGGGUCCAAAUGAAUACCCUUCCCCAUCAUUUUGUGCAUUGCCUACAAUUCUAUAUUUAUAUAUGAAAAUUUGCACAUUUAGAACAUAGUUUUGAGGACUACAUUGACCAUUUGAAUUCACGUCUAAAGGAAUAGUGUAAUUUCCCCGAGACAGUGACUGCCCCUCCACUUUGUUUUGGUGAGUUGCUUACUUUUUACUGACCUUAAACACACCUACCAAUUAUAAUUAUGCCUUUUCCAGUAGUACUGUAGCAAAUAGGAUAGCCUCCAAUGGAAAAAGAGCAAAUACCCAAAGCAUGUUUAUGUAAAUAUUUUAAUUAGAACAACUAAUGCUUUACUCAAACAAAUGACAGACUAUCCCUUCAAAAAAAAUUAAAAAUCCCUGUCUGGCCACUGCUUUCAGCAUGCCUUUCUGUCUCCCUUUGCUGCCUGCAUUGUGACCACAUGUCAUUAUGUUAUCAGAAGAACUGUGACUGACCUUCAUGAUCAUUUUGAUUUAUAUAUUCUGCUUUUAUUAGUAGUACUUUUAUUUAUUGCUGACAUGUAGGCCUAGAUUAAAACUAAUGUUGUUCAUUCACAUUUCUCACCUGAUCACCUGCAUGUGCCUGUCUGGCCACUGCUUUCAGCAUGCCUGUCUCUCUCCCUGUCUCUCUCCCUGUCUCUCUGUGCUGCCUGCAUUGUGACCACAUGUAAUUUUUUCAGAAGAACAGCGACUGACCUUCACAAUCUAUCAUUUUAUAUUCUGCUUUGAGGCUACUCGUUUUACUUGCUUACACAUUUAGCUCGGUAUCAGGUUACCUACUGUUCCAGUUUUCUCCACUUUUUAAGGUAACCUUAAUUCCUCCAUUACUCUACCUCCUCUCUACCAAGUUAACCAACGUUACUUUUUUUGCUCUCCACUGACUGACGGGAGGGGGGAACAAUUUAUUAAUUUAUUUUUCAUGCAUUUUUUUAUAUAUCCUCCAAUCACUGCUCCUUGGGAACAGCCUCUACAGAAGGGCAGUAUAUAAUGCCCUUGUACUGGCUGUGUCCAGUCUCCGCUGUCCUGAACUGCCUGCAUUUCUUGCUCGCGUUGUGAAGGUCCGUUUUCAGACCGGAGCAGAAACGGCAGAGGAGAGGCUGGCACCCGGAGCCUGUUGAGCAGCACCCAGCACAGGUCCUGAGGGUGGGCACGACCUCACACCUGGUGUUGCGACUGCGGACGAAACCAUCCUCUUCACCUGUGCCUGCGGUGCCCACGGUGCUGCCAGCCGGGUAGUACUGGUGAACUGGGCCUGGUUGAGGGGGGGUGCAGAUGGUGGGCACACAUAAGCAGGGUGGAGAGGGUCAGUCGCCACAGACAUGCGGUGGUCUGCUGCAUAACAGCCCCAUUGGUCAGAAUGCGCCGCCUGAUCCUCCUGUAGUCAUCCAGGAUGAGAUCUUAUCUGGACAGAGAGAGAGAACACAGCAGCCCGUAGAAAAGACAAAAACAUAUGCAAGUGUGAAUAUGUAUG